AGUGAGCAGCAGUCGGCCCCCGGGCCUCGGGCAAUGCUGCAGGUGGUAAGUGGGGAGAGAGUCGAAAGGAAAGAAUUGGGACGUGGACAUGGAGUGUCUGAUCCUGGAGGCUGGCCCCAGGAGGCCGAGGCCCGGGAGAGGCAGGAACUGGACGAGGAGAGGAGGAGACUUGAAAGAUUCAGCAGUCCCAGAGCUAACUUGGAGAGCCUGGCUGACCUGGAAACGUUGGUUCAAAGACGGAGAGAAAAGCGACUGAAACGCAGAGUCCCCGCCAGGGCACCCGAGCCUGAGGUCAAGCCGCAGCCCCUGGCCCUGCUGGAGCCCUUGGACCUGGAGGCGUUCCUGAAGGCAGCUGCUGAGAACCGGGAGGCCCUGACUGACAAGUACCUGACAGACGGAGGGGACCCGUCCGCACCACCCCAGCUCCACCGCACGGCCUGGCACUGGGCCUGUCCGAAGGGUCACAGCCAGCUCGUGAACAAGCUGCUGGAGGCGGGUGCCACCGUGGACGCUCGGGACUUGCUGGACGGGCCCCCUGUGUUCUGGGCCUGCCGCAGAGGGCACCUGGACAUCCUCAAACAGCUGCUUAACCGGGGUGCCCAGGUCAAUGCCCGGGACCAGGGGAGGAUCUGGAGCACGCCCCUGCACGUGGCCGUGCGCAGCGACUGCCUGGAGCGCCUCGUCGCCUGCGGGGCCCGCGCUGACGCACAGGACAGGGAAGGGGACACGGCUCUGCACGAGGCGGUGCAGCCCGGCCACUACAGAGCCAUGGAGGUGCUGCUGCUCUACGGGGCCGGGCUGGGCGUUCGUCCCCCGGCUUCAGUGACCCCACUGUAGCUGGCCCAGGACUGGCAGUGGGGCAUCCGGGGAGCACUGCAGGCCCACGUGGGGCACCCCCCGUACCCGGUGCCGCCAACAGCCGAUCCUCGGGGCCACUCGCAGCCACCAUUCCAUCCCGUCACCUCCGCCCCGUGCCACUCAGGCGUCUCACCCGCGUGGUCCCCCCUCGGUCACGACUCCCCGCUCAGGGCCGAUUCCGCGCCUCCAGGCAGCCCUGUCAGACCAGGGGCGGCUCCACGCCUGGCAGGUGGCAGAGCAGCCUCCCUGGCUUCCCGUCCCAGGCUGAGCCGGUCCCCGCCGGGGCGCGAGCUGGGGGCUGACGCAGAGGACCCGGGGCUGGCAGGCGGGUGCAGGAAACAAAGUGGGUCCAGACGAGGGGCCGCGGAGGAGCGUGGGGACCGAGGACGGAGCAGCACGGGAACAGCCUCGAGCUCCCUGGGGCCGGUGCCAGGGCUCCUCGGUGCCCGCUGGUCCCCGGUCCAGGAGGCGGCUAGGCUCUGCCCUCCCCCAGGGCCCUCCUGCCACCAGGUGGUGACUCGGUGCAUGGCCAGCAGCAGAUGCCCUUGGGCGCAGGUUUCUCCAGGGGCCUCCGUGCCUGGCGGGUCUGGCCGUCUGGAGGGGGCUGCUGGAUGGCUUUGAGCACGCCCUGCACAGAAGACCAGCCCCAGCCUGCUUGCCUCAGAAGCUCCAAGGCCGACGAGCUGGAGCUAAUGUUUAUUUUAGGGAAACCCUGUGCCCUCUGUCGAAGGCUUCGGACAGGCCUGCCCGCUGCUCUCUGGUUGGCUAUCUAUCUGGUGGCUCGCCUUGUAGGGGGACGCGCCUGGGUGCUGGGGGUUGCUUGCGGCCCACUCAACUUUUGGGGCGGUGGCCUGUAACCCUACUCUGCCUCCGGCGCUGACGUCACCCCGGCCCUGGUACUGGAGUGCGUGCUCUCACCUGGCCCCUGCAGCCGCGGCCAUGCUGCUUCACCCUAACCCUCGGAGGCAGGACGUGGAGGGCUCUGAACUCACCUGCUCCUUUCCCUCCUCCACCGACUGGGGGUGGCCCGAGGCCCCACCUCCACACGCUCCCCUAAAGCUUCCCCCUCUCACUGUCCUUUCCCAGUCACGCUGCACUGGUGCAGACCUGUGCUGUACUGCUGGCGGGCAGGGUCCUUACAUGCCAGAAGGUGAAUCUGAGAACAGCUCUGCCCUAAACUGAGAACCACAGGCAGAGGGUUGGGCUCCAAGAUGAAGGUUAGCCUCCCUCACAUAAGGAACCUGGGUUGAUAUCUGUUUUGCAGCAGUUAUUUUUAGUCUAACUGGUGGCCUUCUCAGGCCAAGGACAAGGCAAUUUCUAUUCUGUGAAAAAGCUGACAAGAGCUCCCAACAGGGGCCACACGCCUUCCCCUCACAUGGGCAGCUCCUGCCCUGUCCUGACAGAGCCCCGCGCACCCAGACGCUGGGGCCAUGGGAGAAACAGGCGUUCAAGUCCAUGGACAAGACACUUCCCAUCUAGGAAAUGGGGACACUUAAGUGACAGACAAAAAUACCUUUUUAUACCUAUCAGUAUUUUUUGUUCAUUAAAACUUGUUGAUUAUC
Balaenoptera ricei (Rice's whale) is the source of this 2420-nucleotide messenger RNA. It is a transcript of the gene ANKRD23, whose product is annotated as ankyrin repeat domain 23. Gene Ontology annotation, cellular component: nucleus. Lineage: Eukaryota; Metazoa; Chordata; Mammalia; Artiodactyla; Balaenopteridae. Gene Ontology annotation, biological process: positive regulation of transcription by RNA polymerase II. Gene Ontology annotation, molecular function: protein binding; transcription cis-regulatory region binding. The record is from RefSeq and is a predicted model, not a curated record.